This is a messenger RNA of Podospora anserina S mat+, 2109 nucleotides long. RefSeq lists its product as uncharacterized. The transcript has a single exon. NCBI's taxonomy places the organism in Eukaryota, Fungi, Ascomycota, Sordariomycetes, Sordariales, Podosporaceae. The record is from RefSeq and is a predicted model, not a curated record. The coding region runs from base 1 to 2109 and encodes 702 amino acids.
AUGUCAUCCAACUUCACACCGUACUGGGUGAAAGCCAACAGCCAGACGCCAGCAGCACCAGAUGCGUUGGUCGUCUACAUCGUCGCAAAACUCGGCCUCAACGGCACAGGCCAACACUAUCCUCUGGCAGUCGUCAAACGCGAAGGCGGCCUAGUAGAUUUGGAUGCCGUUCAAGGCAGAGAUGUCCUUUCAGCCAUUCUGGGUGCUGUCACUGUCUUUUCUGACCCAUCGAACCACAUCGGUAUCCAGUCUGAACUCUCGCUCGCCGCCCAGUUCUACCAAGAUCCCAGAAAUGGGCUGCAUCGAACAGAGCUCUCCAACACACCAACAUGGAUGAGGCAGUCCAUUUCUCCGCAGUGGGAAUGCGGUGUGCGCGAGUUCCCGUUUAUCUCGACAUGUCUUGUGCUCGGCGUGGCUUUUGACAGGGAACGCGGAGUAGGCUUGUCUGUCCUGCCUGCACCACUGGGUACUAUGUUUAGCAACACAAACAUGGAGUAUGCGAUGGCUGUGGUGGACAUCACUGAGUUGAACGCAAUCCGGUAUGGGAUCAUUGCCUUUCGGUCAACCGUAAUGAUUCACGUAUCAGAACGCCCUCGAGAAGUGGAUGAAUACAACGACUGGGGAGACAGUGACCCUUCAGGGCCGCGCGAGCUUCGUCUAGAAGAAAAUAGGACACGCGAACCCCUUUCCGCCGCUGGGUAUCUGACUAAAUUUGAGUACGAGGCUUGCGAUGACCUGGUGAAGAAGCUCGACGAAGUUGAACUUAUUGAUCCGACAGUCUUGGACCUGAUAUGGCCGCUGACCACCGCUGUCUUGCCUGCCCUUUCCCUAUUUCCGGCCGAGAAAGACGCUGAGUUGACCGCUCUCAUCGACGCUUUGCUUGAAAGUCAAAACCUUGAUAUAAUAUCCGAGACUCUUCUUACCCAACUUACCGGAACAGCGCACACCAAGUUUAUACUUCGCCAACACCUACAGAAGCGCUCCCAAGACAUAGGCCACUUACCCAAAACAGGCCAACUACUCGGACUUGCCUUUACCAACGAACUACAUCUCGAUCUAGUAUCUUUUAACAAGCUCUCCUCCCUCUCUGUCAUCGCUGCUCUCGAAACCACCCCGGCGCCACCUGUAUCCCUCAGUCUCAACGUUGACACCCUUCACGACAGCUCAACCACCAUCAUCGACGCCCUCCUCACAAGACCAACCCUCAAAUCUCUCUACCUUCUCCAAUCACCCACCCGCACUUCCGACACCCCCAACAGGACCUUCCUUUCCGCCCUCGCCACCCACCCAGGCAAACCCCUAGCCCAUUUUAAGAAAUUACACAUUUCCGGCCUUUACUCCUCCCCUUUCAUCGGCGAACCUUUCCUCCCUGUUGUAUCUCGCCCAUGGCUUCAUUCACCCUAUCCUCUCCAAUAUCUUUUCCUCCGCCAACGAACCCAACACCAUCCCCGCCAACCCCCCAUUUCCCAAGUCCACUUCCUCAACCCACUCCUCCUCACCCCUGAAAAGUUUGCGGCUGGGUUGUUGAUGUAUCUCCGCUCUUUGCUCACCUCCACCGAUAUACAACACCAUAGUCGCACUUCCCUAUGGGGCUUCGCCUGCUGUCCUCCCACCCUAACCGUCGACCAGAAAACAAGGGUGGAGGUUGACCCUCUCCCUUUCUAUACUCCUGACCCACCAAAAGUGAGGGAACUACCAGAGGAGAGUUGGAACGUGAUCGUGGAGAGAGGGAUACAUGUUGAUGUCGGGAAUAAAGGGCCGGAAGGGGAGGGGAUGAGUUGGAUGCCGGAUUUGAAGGCUGCUUGGGUGAGGUAUGCGCUUGUUAGGGUGGUCAAACCUGGGGGGGUAAAGCUUGAUCAGGAUUGGGAAAUAAAGGAGAGAGAUGUGGAGAUUGUUGAUUUGGAGGGGUUUUUGUACCGGGUGGAUCUAGGAUUUUCUAAGGCGGAUGGAGAUACUGUUUGGAGGAGGAUGACGGAGUUUGAACGGGAGAUGGAGGAGUGGCCGGGGCAGGGGGGGUUGGGUAAGGGGAUGCCGAAGGUGGGAGUUAUAGGGGAGAAGGAGGCGAGGGGGUUGUUGGCGGACUGUUUGACGGAUGCGAGAAGCACAUGA